UAGUUACUAAUGGUUGUAUCCAUUGUACUGGAAAGAAAUCCUGAGCUAGAAUUUCAAGACAAAGUAGAUCUAGACAAACUGGUGAAAGAAGCAUUUCAUGAAUUUCAAAAAGAUGAGAGUCGACUAAAGGAAGUUGAAAAACAAGAUGACAUGACUUCCUUUUACAACACUCCCCCACUGGGAAAAAGAGGAACAUGCAGCUAUUUGACAAAGGUUGUGAUGAAUUUGCUGCUAGAAGGAGAAGUCAAACCAAGCAAUGAUGACCCAUGUCUGGUUAGCUAGUGAGGAAGGUGUAAGAGGCUCUGCUGAGACACAUUUUCUAGAAGUGUGUUAAGUUUUGUGUUGAAGCUUAGUUCAGGCCGCCAUUAAAUGUAUGGACUGAUUUUGUUGGUGAGGUGGUUGCCAUACCCUUGGCAGUUACUGGACCUCUUGCACGCCAUAGUCAAUCUAAUGGUAUGAAAUGCUUUAACUAAGUGGGAAAAAAAGAUCUCAUGAUUAUUAUGCCAACUACAAUAAUAAUCUUUAACAAUAGAAACAGUUAAUGAAUUGAAAGUUCACCACUGCAUGUUUUGUGAUCACAUAACUCAUCAAAAUGAAUCUUUGCUCUUUGGACUAAAUUCCCAACUUACUGCCAUUAAAAUGAAUUUGCUAGCUAGAAAUGCAUACAGGAAAUGAAAAGAUAAUGAAAGAAUGGUGAACUGAACUUAGUGGCAUUGUCAUAUUAGAAAAAAAUAUUAAAAUCAUAAAAGCAAAUCUGCCAGCCUAUGUUUUGAUUCUCAGAAACUGCUUUGUUGAUUAUAUUUUAGUAUACAGAGCUGUUGUACGAUUUUUACCUUGUAAACAUGACUGUGAUUUUGUAUUUGUGCUGACUUUAGGGGUGGGCUAAAAUACAGUGUAAUCUACACCUAAUCAGACAUUUUCUUUGAGCUCUUACUAAAAAUAUGGCAUGUGUAAGAUUGUUCAGAAGUAUGGACUGUUAACCUAGUUUGUACUAGUAAAAACAAAAUUGAAAAUCAUUAAAUUUCAUUUCUGAAUUAAUGAA
Messenger RNA from Leptonychotes weddellii (Weddell seal), 1042 nucleotides. NCBI's taxonomy places the organism in Eukaryota, Metazoa, Chordata, Mammalia, Carnivora, Phocidae. The record is from RefSeq and is a predicted model, not a curated record.